Theileria orientalis strain Shintoku is the source of this 711-nucleotide messenger RNA. Its product is annotated as molecular chaperone DnaJ. The transcript has 6 exons. The coding region runs from base 1 to 711 and encodes 236 amino acids. The record is from RefSeq and is a predicted model, not a curated record. Gene Ontology annotation, cellular component: cytoplasm; nucleus. Gene Ontology annotation, molecular function: protein folding chaperone; protein-folding chaperone binding. NCBI's taxonomy places the organism in Eukaryota, Apicomplexa, Aconoidasida, Piroplasmida, Theileriidae.
AUGGUAUCCAAUGAUCCUUCCGGUUAUUAUAAGCUCCUGGGAGUAUCUCCCGGUGCAGAUGAAAGCACAAUUAAAAAGCAGUAUCGUAAGCUGGCCAUGAAAUAUCACCCUGAUAAGAGCCAGGGGGAUAAGGAAAAGGACGCGGAAAUGUUUAAAAAGAUUUCCCAGGCCUAUGAAGUGUUGUCAGAUAAGAAGAAGCGUUAUGAAUACGACAAUAGCGCCACUUUUAAUAAUAAUUUCGGCCACGGUGGGUUCGGACAAGAUUUUGGCUUCGACGAUGCUAUGAAGAUAUUUCAGUCGGUUUUUAGUUCAGGACCAUGGCAAUUUGGAAUCGAUCUUGGAAAUCCUAGAGAUUUUGUUUUUGCCGACGAUUUUGGGUGUUUUGAUGACAAUGGGCCAGAUUUUUUUUCAAGUUUUACUCCUUUGGUGGUUUCCGAAGGGUUUUCCCGGGGUGCAUUUAAGAAUUCGUCAUUUUCUAGCUUUUCAUCGAGCUCUGGGCACAGGGGAACGAGCUCAUCGACGUCGACAACCACCAGGAUCGUAAACAACAAGGUUUAUAAAAGAACUGAAACUGUAACAAAAAAUGCAGAUGGUACUGUUCAUAAGAAGGUAGUUGAGAUUGAAGACGACGGUCACGGCAACGUAUUAAGAAGAGAAUUUGAAGAUAAUGGAAAGAAAAGAUUAGAAUCAAAAAAGUCCAAGAGGAAAUAA